AUGGCUGCUAUCGACGCGAUUGCGAGCAAGUAUGAAGCCGAGCGCGAGAAAAGAUUCAACGCCAUCUCGGCCGGAGGAGGAGGUCGCCUCAAAUUCAGAAGCAGCGCCCUCAUGAACGACCUCGACCAAGACCCGUGGGCCGAUUACGACAACCUCGCAAAGCAAACCCCGCCAUUGCAAGACGGGUCUGAGAUUCGCUUUCUAAUCCUCGGCGCAGGUCAUAACGGCAUCUUGUUCGCCUAUCAUCUGAUCGCUGCCGGCUUCAAGGCGUCUGAAAUCGUCAUCGUGGAUGGGGCCGGCGGUUUCGGAGGCACAUGGUACUGGAAUCGUUACCCGGGGUUGACCUGCGAUGUUGAGGGGUACUGUUACCUGCCGCUCCUCGAGGAGACAGGAUUCGUGCCCAAGCACCGCUACUCCAAGGGCGAAGAGAUUCGCCAAAAUGUUGAGGGCAUCGCCGAGAAGUUCGGCAUCCAGGGCAUGUUCUGCACCAAAGCAAAAAGUGCAGACUGGGAUGAAACUCAGAAGCGAUGGAAUGUCAAGCUGAGCCGCGACUUGGGACCGAACCACCAGGAUCUGAGCGGCGACUUUGUCGUUCGUGUUCAAUUCCUUAUGCCUGCUGGCGGUCUCUUCUAUUCCCCAAGCGCGCCUGACGCUCCCGGCCUCGAGGGGUUCAUGAAGAAUCGCGAAAUCUUCCACACGGCUCGUUGGAAUUAUGCAUACACCGGCGGAUCCCAGUCCAAGCCCGACUUGGUAAACUUGCAAGACAAGAGGGUCGGCAUCAUCGGCACCGGUGCCACGGCAGUCCAGGUGGUCCCCGAACUAGCCAAGUGGGCAAAGCAACUCUACGUCUUCCAGCGCACCCCGUCCUACUGUGGCCCCAGGGAACAGGUCGAGACAACUCCUGAGAGCUGGGCAAAGGUUGCUGGAGAGCCGGGCUGGCAGUCUAAGAGGGUGAGAAACUUAAACAAGUACCUCAACGAUCACCCCGAGGCGGUUCCUGAGGAUGAUCUACUCAAGGAUGGCUGGAGUCGUGCGCGCCAAUUCUCUGGACUUAUUGGCAGCCCCCGAGCGAAGGAUAUCACGCCCGCCAAGGUCCCUGAGCAUCUGAAGCGGAUGAUGGAGCUAGAUGCAGGAAUUGCAACUGAUCUUCGGAAGCACGUCGACCACGAGGUGGACGAUCCGGAGGUAGCUGAGAAGCUCAAGGCCUGGUACCCUGGCUGGUGUAAGCGUCCGACUUUCCACCAAGACUACCUCAAAUCCUUCAACCGCCCCAACGUCACGCUUGUCGACACCGACGGCCAGGGCAUCUCCGGUUAUACCGACGGUGGUAUCUUAGUUGGAAAGGGCGAAUCGGCCAAAGAGUAUGAAGUCGAUGUGCUCGUGCUGGCUACUGGCUUUGCAACCACGACUGGUGUAGAUGGAGACCCUGCCCAGGUCCUCGACAUGCCCAUCCGAGGUCGCGAUGGCCGCAGCUUGACGGACAAGUGGAAGGCCGAUGACUUUGCAACCUUCUUCGGCGUCGCCACCCACGACUUUCCCAACCUGCUGUUCUACACAGCCAAGGGCGCCACGGGCUCGGCGAACACUACAUACCCGCUUACCAUCGCAGCAAAGACGGUUGCGCACAUCGCGAAGACGGCGGUGGAGCAGGCUACUGAUGCUAGCCGGCUUGAGGUGGAAGUCAGCAAGGAGGCAGAACAACGCUACACCGAGAGUCUGAAGCCAUACAGCCCGUGGUAUGCUACUGUGGCAUCUUGCACUCCCACAUAUUUUACGGAUUACAGAGACCCGACCAAGCCAAAGAACCCCGAGAACAAGAAGGGACCUACGGUGGGAUGGAGUCUGGGCACAGUGGCAUUUGAGGAGGCUGUUGACAAAUGGAUCGACGGUGGUUUGGAGGGUUUCGCUGUUCGGGGCUGA
This is a messenger RNA of Colletotrichum chrysophilum, 1920 nucleotides long. RefSeq lists its product as uncharacterized. The transcript has a single exon. Bases 1 to 1920 code for a protein of 639 amino acids. The record is from RefSeq and is a predicted model, not a curated record. NCBI's taxonomy places the organism in Eukaryota, Fungi, Ascomycota, Sordariomycetes, Glomerellales, Glomerellaceae.